Messenger RNA from Passer domesticus (house sparrow), 5917 nucleotides. RefSeq names its product dishevelled segment polarity protein 1 (gene DVL1). Gene Ontology annotation, cellular component: cytosol. Gene Ontology annotation, biological process: canonical Wnt signaling pathway; intracellular signal transduction. NCBI's taxonomy places the organism in Eukaryota, Metazoa, Chordata, Aves, Passeriformes, Passeridae. The transcript is spliced from 8 exons. The record is from RefSeq and is a predicted model, not a curated record. Gene Ontology annotation, molecular function: frizzled binding. The coding region runs from base 152 to 1360 and encodes 402 amino acids.
GGGCGCGCUGCCGUUCCCGGGUCGGGCAGCUAGAGAGCAGUGCAGGGAGCGCCAGCCCGAGCCCGCAGCUCCCUUCCUGUGGGCAAGGCCGACAGCGGAGCCGAGCGCCGGCCGAGGAGGCCCGGCCCGGCCGCCCCCGCUCCGCUCGCCCAUGGCGGAGACCAAGAUCAUCUACCACAUCGACGAGGAGGAGACGCCGUACCUGGUGAAGCUGCCCGUGCCGCCGGAGAAAGUCACGCUGGCCGAUUUCAAAAAUGUCCUCAGCAACCGGCCCGUGCACAGCUACAAGUUCUUCUUCAAGUCCAUGGACCAGGAUUUCGGGGUGGUGAAGGAAGAGAUCUCAGAUGACAAUGCAAAGCUCCCUUGCUUCAAUGGAAGAGUGGUGUCCUGGCUCGCAGCUGAGCCGGUGCGGCCGAUCGACCCCGCGGCGUGGAUCUCUCAUACCACGGCCAUGACGGGAGCGUACCCCCGUUACGAAUUAGAAGAGUCUCCCCUAACUGUGAAGAGUGACAUGGCUACUAUUGUCAAGGUCAUGCAGCUGCCCGACUCAGGCCUUGAAAUUCGGGACAGGAUGUGGUUAAAAAUCACCAUCUCCAACGCAGUGAUCGGAGCAGACGUGGUGGACUGGCUUUACACACACGUGGAAGGCUUCAAGGACCGCCGGGAGGCCAGGAAAUACGCCAGCAGCAUGCUGAAACACGGCUACCUCAGGCACACUGUGAACAAGAUCACCUUCUCAGAGCAGUGCUACUACGUCUUCGGAGACCUCUGUGGCAACCUGGCUGCACUGAACCUCAACAACGGUUCCAGCGGCGCCUCGGACCAGGACACGCUGGCUCCUCUGCCUCACCCCGCUGCCCCCUGGCCCCUGGGCCAGGGAUAUCCCUACCAGUACCCUCUGCCCCCUCCGUGCUUCCCUCCAGCCUACCAAGAGCCAGGCUUCAGCUACGGCAGUGGCAGUGCAGGCAGCCAGCAGAGUGAAGGGAGCAAAAGCAGCGGCUCCAACCGGAGCACCAGCGAGAGCAGCAGGAGAGCGGCGGGCAGGGAGAAGGAGCGCAAGUCCGGGGGCAGCGGCAGCGAGUCGGAGCGGCGCGAGCGGCCGCGCAGCCAGCUCAGCCAGCGCUCGGCCAGCGACAGGAGCCAGCAGAGCCAGCAGAGCCAGCACUCCCACGGGCCCCCGGGGCUGCCCCCCUUGUACAGCCUGCCCAAGCUGGGCUCCAAGGCGCUGGGCAGCAGCGGGCCGCCCGGGGCGCCGCCGGUGCGCGAGCUGGGCGCCGUGCCGCCCGAGCUCACCGCCAGCCGCCAGUCCUUCCAGAAGGCCAUGGGCAACCCUUGCGAGUUCUUCGUGGACAUCAUGUGAGAGGAAGUGCCUUCAAAAGACUCUGCACAGGGUGGGGGUUUUGUUGUUGGUUUGUUUUUUUUGGGGGGGUGGGAUGCUCAGUUGGAAGAGGCUUGGCUGUCUUGCAUGUCACACCUUCCUGUUUGCGAGCGUGGCGCAGAAAACUAAAAAAAAAUCGACAAAACUGGACAAAAAAAAAAGAAAAAAAUACAACCCCACCCCCCUACACACCUGCAAAAUGAACAACAGAAUCUGCUGGGAUUGUUAAAUAUCAGCAAAUCGACGGCAUCUUUUCCUUAGGUUUGUUUUUCUCCCCUCCCCGUCUCGUUUUGGAUUGUGAAUGGCUGGUGUAUAUUCACAUCUUAAUGAGCUUUGGUCAUUGUGGCACCUCUUCAGUGGAAUUAGUGUCUCUCUCUGGGCUGAGUGGAGGACUGGUAUUUCACAUGACUUCUAAAUUCCUGACAAUGCAUAGGAGCACUUUGAUUUUAUUUUUUUUUCCCUGCUUUUUCUCUUGCGAGGACAAAAGGACUGCUGGCUGGUAUCUGGGAUACUGCCUUGGAAUGCUGGUUCUUGGAUGCAUCCCUGGCUCUGAGCAGACAUGGCACCCACAGGUGCUUGGAAAGGAGCAGGAUCCAACCAAUUCCUGGAGGAAAACAAAGUUGUGGCUACUUCCUGCUGACUAGGCAGUAUAAAUCAAUCUUUCUUGGGUUGUUUAAGGGUUUUUUUAAAAGAUAUUCUAUCAAGGGAGUGCUGGAGUCUUGCUACUGUAUGUGUUCAUUGUGCAGAACUUGUCAAGUUAUUUCCUUCAGUUAUUUCCUUAUUUCCCAAGAGUGAUUUUGCAGCUGCCCUCGGUUCCUGGGCACUGCAGUCACAUCCCUGCUGCCAGGCGUGCCUGUUCCCUCUGCACGUGCACUCGCUUGCAGGUUGGAAGAGUUAUUCCCACAAAAAAAGGAAAAUUGCUGCAGGUCUGUCAGCUUUGCCCUUUUGAAGGGGCUGGGGUCCCAUUCCAGCAGAGAAAUCCUGGCUCCCACUGGGAUUGGCUCUUCUUUGUGAUCCCUCCUUCCUUUCUGAGCACAAUCUUUCUCUUUUUUGUUAAAACAGAGACCUGGAGGUGUCUGAUCCCCCAGAGCACAGUGAGGUGUGAGGGUGUCUGAGAACAGACCAGAAAAGGUACAAAAAGAAAUCCUUACCCCACCCUGCAGCUCCCCAAAACUAAAUCCUCACCCCUGACACCAAGUGAGAGCCACCCUGGAGCUCCCCAAAAAUAAAUCCUUACCCUGACUCUGAGUUAAACUCACUCUGGAGCUCCCCAAAACUAAACCCUUCCCCUUGACAGCAAGUUAUACCAACCCUGGAGCUCCUCAAAAAUAAAUCCUUACCAUGGCACUGAGUGAGACCCACCCUGGAGCUCCCCAAAACUAAAUCCUUCCCCUUGACAGCAAGUGAGACCAACCCUGGAGCUCCUAAAAAAGAAAUCCUUACCCUGAAACCGAGUGAGAGCCACCCUGGAGCUCCCCAGAAAUAAAUCCUUACCCUGACUCUGAGUUAAACUCACUCUGGAGCUCCCCAGAAAUAAAUCAUACCCCUUGACAGCAAGUUAUACCAACCCUGGAGCUCCUCAAAAUGAAAUCCUUACCCCUGACACCGAGUUAGACCCACCCUGGAUUCCCCAAAAAGAAAUCCUUUACCCCUGAGUCCUCCUCCUGCUGAGGAGCUCUGCUGUUGAAUAUCCCCAGGAUUUAAUUCCUGGCUGGUUUCUGCUCUGAGGCUGUAGAAAGUAAAACUCAGGCAGCUUCAGGGCUGUUUAAGAAGAUUUUUAAAGCAUGGUGAGCACAGCCAUGCUCUCCUGUGGUCAUUUGAUGAGACAGGAGCUGCAGCCACUCUGGAUUUCCUCUGUUAAAUUCUCUUUUGUGGGAUCUCUGUGCUGGCAGGUUUUAGGGCAGGUGCUUUAAAAUCAGUUUUUACUGUAAAUAAGCAUUUUCUCCACUGGUAAGAAGCUGCUUUUUGAUGUGUUCUGUGCUUUUUGGGUAAAUAUCCAAGGUGGAUGUGAAGAGAGAACAUCUUUGUCUCUUACACACACAGUUCAUCCUGAAAGCUGACCCCUCAAAAUGUCUUUUUAAUUCUGAUUUUUCACUUCUUUCCUUUUUCCCUCCUCCCUUUGUCAGAGACUCCAGAUGUUUGUGGGAAAGGGAGACUCAAUUUCUCCUUCCCCGGGGAGCCAGGAAUUUGGGGAACUCUCACUUAGCCCAUUUCUGGGCUUCUAAAUGAAUUUCCUUUACAAAAACCUCCCCCCAAAAAGCUGCCCAAGGCUUCUGGAAGCAGAGCUUCCAUCACCACCCGGGGAUGGCUCCUCCAAAAGAGGCCCUGCCUAAAGCUUGGCAGGACUUUUCUUUCCCUCUCCUCCCAGAUGCAAACCUGGCUUGGUAAAAUUGUGAAAUACUGCCAUUAAAUCAGGGUAAAAGAGUGCUGGAAAUCUGAGGCACUGCUGAGCAGUCUGUGGCUUCACUGACAAUCACUAGUGGUUCUACUUUUAAAUUAAUUGAGUUUUUUUUUUUUCUGGCAUUUUAUAAAUUAUGAUUUCUCUGGCUCUGUUUGUUUUAAGGCAGAACUCAGAGGGCUGGAAGGAAAAAAAAAAUCUUUUAAUAUUUCCAGAAAAAGGGAUGAAAGCUGGGGCUGAGCUUUUCACCCAUUUCAUUUCCAAGAGCUGCAGUUCACACACCUGCUGGGGCUUUGGUUGUGUCUCGUGGUUUUGCUGUUGGCAGAAACUGUUCUGUGUCUUGCUGGUCUUUGCUGCUAUGUUGAAAAAUGACUUUUUUUUCCUAAAUAUGUGUGCUCGUGGGUCACCCUGGGACGGGGCUGGGAGUCCCCAGCAGACGUGGGAAUGGUUUGCUGAGGAAAUCAGGAGGAGCUUCCCCCACUGCAGGGAAAGGGUUCACAGGUGGAUCCUCUUGAACAGUGCAAUAUUGAACAGGGACACAAAAAUCUGCUUUUUAUCCCCCAUGCUGGGCUGGAGGUUGGGUCUGAAUCUUUGCCAGCUCUGUUUCCUCAAAGGAACAAAAAUGAGAUUUCUCAAACCCAAAUAUUGAACAGUGACACAAAAAUCUGCAUUUUUCCCCGUGCUGGGCUGAAGGUCAGGUCUGAAUCUUUGUCAGAUCUGUUUCCUCAAAGGAACAAAAAUGAGAUUUCCCAAAUAUUGAACAGUGACACAAAAAUCUGAAUUAUUUUUCUCCCUGUGCAGAGGCUGGCCUGAAGGUCAGGUCUGAAUCUUUGCCAGCUCUGUUUCCUCAGGGGAACAAAAAUGAGAUUUCCCAAAUCCCAAAUAUUGAACAGUGACACAAAAAUCUGCAUUUUUCCCCGUGCUGGGCUGAAGGUUGGGUCUGAAUCUCUGCCACCUCUGUUUCCUCAAAGGAACAAAAAUGAGAUUUCUCAAACCCAAAUAUUGAACAGUGACACAAAAAUCUGCAUUUUUCCCCGUGCUGGGCUGAAGGUCGGGUCUGAAUCUCUGCCACCUCUGUUUCCUCAAGGGAACAAAAACGAGAUUUCCCAAAUCCACCCUUGGCUUCCAUCCUUUGCAGCCCUGUCCUGCUGGGCACAGCAUUCAUUCCCUGUGCCAGCCGUGCCAGGGGAGCUGCCCACAGUGGGGAUUGUGCCAGGGGAAGGAGGAUGUGGAGGCUGGAGUGCUGCAGAGGCAGCAUUUCUUACCCACCAGGGCCUGGAAUUGAAUUUUGCUGUGCAGGGCUUGGGAACACCUCAGAACAGGAGCCUGAAGAAUUGGACUAAAGCAAUUCUUCUUCAAAAGUUGCUUUUUGAAAUCAAUAAUUUUCAUUCUGCAGCUGAGCUCAUGCUCACCCAUCCCUGCAGCAGGGAUGUCUGGGGGCUCCUGGAGAAGGACGAGGAAACAUUUUGGGGUGACUUCUCCCCAGGAUCUGCACCUGGGGUGUCUCCACCCAGUAUUUCAACCCUGAAAAAUAAAUUUUUUUGGCAAAUAUAGUCUUAAAAGCAUGCUGGUGUCUUUUACCUCCUGCUAAUGAACCUGCUUUUCCAAGGAAUCAGUGCCCUGGACACUUUAUCCAAAGUUUUAUUGGAUGGCAAGCGAUGAUGCACAGAUGUUGACUUUUGGUAGGAUUUUUGUUCUCUCUGAUUUUUGUUCUUUUCCCCUCCUGAGACUUGACAGCUCAUGGGUUGAUGUAAUUCUUUUGGUUUUAUUUUUAUUUUUAAUUUUUAUUUUUUGUUUUUGUUCUGCAUUUAACUGGAUUGUAAGAAGAUUGACUUAAAAUUAUUAAUUCUAAUCAGUGAUUAGAAAUACGUGUAAAGAAUUUAAUGUACAGUAGAGGAACAAAGUGACAUGAUUUUAAAUAAUGAAAACCCCAGACUAUCACCUGUCCUAGAACUGGUUCUACUCCAAGAGUGACCUCUCGUUAGCAUGGACUGCACUGUUCCUGUUAAAUGUCUAUUGCAUAAUGGAAUUCUUUUUUGUAGAUAUUGUAUGAAAACCCAAGUGUCUGUAUAGUUAAUAUAUAGCUGCUUAUGUGUAAAUGCUAUUUUAAACACUAAAAAGCUUUUAAUUUUAUGUGAUAA